CGAUAAGUCUUUGGCGUCCUAUAUUCUUUCUGUUUUCCACACAGGCUCUGUUCUCCUACUUGCUUACCACUUAACGGGAACGAUGGCCACAGAGUCCACAGCCACUGCCGCCAUCGCCGCGGAGCUGGCUUCUGCCAGAGUUGAAGAAGGUGUUCCUGUGCCAUCUACUUCUACAGAUAAAGUGGAAAGUCUGGAUGUGGAUAGUGAAGCUGAUAAACUACUGGGAUUAGGACAGAAACAUCUGGUGAUGGGUGAUAUUCCGGCAGCUGUUAAUGCAUUCCAGGAAGCAGCCAAUCUUUUUUGUCGUUGUUUUAGCUGGCCCAGGCUGGGUCCAAACCCACCAGCCUUGAUGUGCAUGACUGGUACCCUAACGACUGUGCUAGGGGCCCCGAGCCAGAAGGUAUGUAUUGUUAUGAAUGCAGUUUGACCCUGAGAUUAUAUACGUACUGUACCAAAUUGAUAGUACUUAGAAUAUACAUUGACAGUACUUAGGUAGAU
Molecule: messenger RNA, 498 nt
Organism: Otolemur garnettii (small-eared galago)
Lineage: Eukaryota; Metazoa; Chordata; Mammalia; Primates; Galagidae
Product: nuclear autoantigenic sperm protein-like
Exons: 4
Coding region: 83-427 (114 amino acids)
Biological process (GO): DNA replication-dependent chromatin assembly; CENP-A containing chromatin assembly
Cellular component (GO): nucleoplasm
Molecular function (GO): histone binding
Source: RefSeq, a predicted model, not a curated record